AUUGACAGCAAACUGAACUCGGGCGCACUCGAGCAAAAAACGGAGUUAUUUUAGUACAGAAGGACACCAGUCAUGUGAUGUACAGAACAGAAUAAGCAAAACGUAAACCUGAGCAAAACGUCCACCUGAACAGUAAACAAUGGAUCCUUUGGUGGGAAAUAAAAUCGUUGCAUUUUUCAUCAUAUUCUUGGUCACCCUUUUCUUCGGUCUAUUACCUUGCUGUGUUGUGAGGUGUCUGCAGGCCUCGCUAAUCAGAGGGAGAAUUCAUAGUGUCAUCAGUCACCUGAACUGUUUCGCUGGUGGCGUGUUCUUGGGAACCGCGAUGCUGCAUCUGUUGGCGGAAUCUGAGGAGGGCGUGAGGGAAGCCUUGGAUGCCAGGAAUUCCACUAUCCACUACCCCAUCACGGAAGUGACCGUAAGUGGGGGAUUCUUUAUCAUACUUAUUCUGGAGGUUGUGCUCCUAAGAAUUAUGCACGGUGUUGGGCAUGGACCCGGUGAGAAAAACGAUAGCUCUCAGAAAAUCGGACAUGGUUACAAGCGCCUGGAAGACGGCAAAAACAUGGUUGCUGAUGUAAAGGAAGUGGAAGAUCAUCUUUCUGCUUCUGGUGUGCAUGAUGACGUCAGAGAGGUCAUUAAGGAGACGCGCUCACCCCUGCGUGCGUCCCUUUUCGUGCUAGCAUUGUCUUUACACAUGAUAUUUGAGGCCUUGGCCGUUGGACUACAAAAUACGGAAUUACAAGUUUGGGCGCUGUUGCUGGCUAUUUCACUACACAAGUGCAUCGUGUCUUUCAGUGUGGGGUUGGAGAUGCAACAAAUUUUGGAAACCAGGUGUAAAAUGGCUGCCUUUCUUCUCGUGUUCUCAUUAUUGUCGUCCGUUGGCGUCCUCCUUGGUAUGUUAAUCACGGAGAAUGGGACUAGUUCGUCGCUGACUAUUGGGCUGCUACAGAGUGUGGCCACAGGGACGUUUUUCUACGUGACCUUCUUCGAGAUCUUGCAGAGAGAAUUUUCCCAUUGUCACAGUAUAACGAAGCUGUUUCUUUGUUUAAUAGGAUAUGCUGUUAUUGCAGGACUGAAAACUCUAGAAAAGGACUGAUUCUGAGCAUCGUGAAGUUGUAUGUCCGGGAUGACCACACUAGUAAAUGUGUUGACCAUCCUGUUCGUGGUACCGUGUCUCUAACAGAAUUAUAGACUGCCAUCUGUUUUGGACUUUCAAAUUGUUUCUGCUUUUUAAUAAGUAAUUUAAAUGGUAGUUUUAUUGCACGCACGCACACACACACUACCGCAUGUACGGACACACAAACACAAACUUUACUGAUGGGAUGACUUGAAAAUGUUAUAGCUCGUAAGAAAUCUUUUAUAAUAAAUCACUCUAUUCUCAA
This is a messenger RNA of Ostrea edulis (European flat oyster), 1379 nucleotides long. Its product is annotated as zinc transporter ZIP1-like. The coding region runs from base 140 to 1093 and encodes 317 amino acids. Lineage: Eukaryota; Metazoa; Mollusca; Bivalvia; Ostreida; Ostreidae. Gene Ontology annotation, biological process: zinc ion transmembrane transport. The record is from RefSeq and is a predicted model, not a curated record. Gene Ontology annotation, cellular component: plasma membrane. The transcript has a single exon. Gene Ontology annotation, molecular function: zinc ion transmembrane transporter activity.